AUGAUUGCUCUGUCCGCCACCCUUCUCGGCGUCGUUCGCCACGAUCCGAGAGAGCGGGUGGCGCUCCCCGAACGUGUGGUGCUCGCAGCAAGCAGCGGAGCGCUGCAAACUCUCGACCUCGAGCUGUCGUGGGACCCUCGGCUUGCUUUUGCCCAUGAUGCAGAGGGCUACCAGCUCCUCCACCACGCGGCCGACAAGGUGCGGCCCGAAAUCUGCCGCUUGCUCCUGGCGCGCGGGGCCGAUGUCGACGCAAGGACUGCCGACACCGGCCUCACGCCUCUCAUCUUCGCGGUGAACCGUCUCGACGUUGACAAACGGGGCAGGCAAGCUAUCGACUACGCGCGCGAGAAUGGGCACCGCGACCUCGCCGCCUUCCUCGACAAGGGGGACAGCGCUAGCUACUCCACCUGGUUUCUCACCGCCGCAGUGCUCGCCGCGUCGUUUGCUGCGGCGAGGCUGCCCCUGGCUGCCGCGGCGCCGGGCGUCGGCUGCUUGCCGCACGAGUCGGCCCCCGCGCCAGAGGCCACCCUCCCACUAGAGGCGGCUCCUCCAGCUGCCGCCGCCCACGCUGUGCCGCUGCAGCAGCAGCAGGAUGAGAAGCAAGCAGCUUCGCUCCAAGCCGUGCCGCUGGGGGCCGCCGCCGAUGCCCUCCAACAACCGGAGUGCAUCGUCUGCUGGGACGCGCCAGCGACGCACAUCUUUGUCCCGUGCGGACACCAGUGCGUGUGCGAGCGGUGCGGCGCCAAGCUUGAGAGGUGUCCCAAGUGCCGCGUCGUGCCGACGGCGAUGAUGCGAGUAUUCCACUAAGGAGGAGCUGGCGAGCGGGCUUCGCAGGCUUGCGAGGGGGAGCGCUGAAGGCGCAGACAACGAAGCCGCACGACAACACGACUCAGCAUACGUGCAUGUCUGGCCCGGGAAGGGUCCGGGGGGGUCGUGAGCGAGGGAUUGUCACACCAUGUACAAUGUGCCAUACGUGUACCAGGACCAUCUGUGUUUACCAGCCUGUCCGUGUACCAGUGUGUGUGACCGAGCAUACCGGUGUGUGCGCGGAGCAAGAG
Molecule: messenger RNA, 1058 nt
Organism: Emiliania huxleyi CCMP1516
Lineage: Eukaryota; Haptophyta; Isochrysidales; Noelaerhabdaceae
Exons: 4
Coding region: 1-807 (268 amino acids)
Molecular function (GO): protein binding
Source: RefSeq, a predicted model, not a curated record